Messenger RNA from Ylistrum balloti, 1851 nucleotides. RefSeq names its product sodium-dependent multivitamin transporter-like. Gene Ontology annotation, cellular component: membrane. Lineage: Eukaryota; Metazoa; Mollusca; Bivalvia; Pectinida; Pectinidae. The coding region runs from base 1 to 1851 and encodes 616 amino acids. Gene Ontology annotation, molecular function: symporter activity. Gene Ontology annotation, biological process: transmembrane transport; sodium ion transport. The record is from RefSeq and is a predicted model, not a curated record. The transcript has 16 exons.
AUGGCCGACAACUUACACUUCGUCGAAUACAUAAUAUUCGGUGUAACAUUGCUUGUUUCCAUAUCGAUAGGAAUAUAUUUUGCUAAAUCAGGAGGAAAACAGAGAACCUUGGAGGAAUAUUUGUUGGGAAAUAGAAAGAUAUCGUUCUGUCCUGUAGCCAUUUCUCUUAUGGUGACGUUCCAAUCUGGAAUUAGUCUUCUAGGUUUACCAGUGGAAAUAUACCAGUAUGGUACACAGAUAUAUUUAGGAAUAAUAGGCCUCGUUACCGGAUAUGCACUGGUAGCCAUGUUCUUUGUUCCAGUGUUUCAUCCAUUACAGCUGACAAGUGUGUAUGAAUAUCUCGAAAUGCGUUUCCAGUCACGUGCAGUAAGGGUCACUGGAAGUGUGCUAGGCAUCCUUUUUACGGUGAUGUAUAUGGCCGUCACUCUCUUCAUACCAUCACUGGCUUUAGAAGCAGUGACUAACCUUUCUGUAUGGAUCUCCAUGCCUCUAGUAGCAGCCGUUACAGUCCUCUAUACCAUGCUGGGUGGAAUGAAAGCCGUGGUGUGGACCGAUGUAUUCCAGUUCCUUGUCAUGAUCACCGGUAUCAUGAUACUUUUGAUAAAGGGUGUCGCGGGAUCUGGAGGACUCGGCCAGGUUUGGCAAACGUGCUCUGAACAAGGAAGAAUUCGGUUCUUUAACUUUGACCCUGAUCCGACAGCCAGACAGACAUUUUGGGCGGUUACUUUAGGAACUGUGACGUCAUGGAUAGGAAAUGGUAUUAGCCAAUCGGGAGUACAGAGAAUAAGUUCAACGCCCUCUAUAAGAGAGGCUCGGAAAGCGGUCCUUACCAAUCUACCAGCCGCUGUCAUCCUGGAAACCCUUAUGGCUUUACUUGGAAUGGUCCUAUUCGCCUUCUACCACAACAAAGCAUGUGAUCCUACACGUGCAGGCUUAAUUCAAAGUUCUAACCAGCUUGUGCCAUAUUUUGUGGUGGAACAAAUGUCCUUCGUUCCGGGGUUUGUUGGUAUUUUCAUGGCAUGCCUGUUCAGUGCUACUUUGAGCACGCUAUCUUCUGGUUUGAGUGCUGUGUCCGCACUAAUAUGGGAAGACAUCGUGGACCCGACCCUGUCUCCGACCAGUAGAAUGAGGGGUACUUUCGUUUCCAAAGUGACAGUUGUGUGUACAGGAAUAGUAACAGUAGGUCUAGCCUUUCUAGCCAUGAAUCUGAAAGGUACAAUCACACAGAUCACCAUUGGUACUUUGUCCGCUACUUCCGGCCCAUUAGUCGGUGUUUUUCUCCUCGGUGUGAUUCUGCCAUGGGCCAAUGCAAAGAGUGCUAUUAUCGGCGGACUCCUCUCAUUUUGUUUGUGUGUCACCAUGACUAUUGGAUCCAAUUUCGCGCCAACGCCGUCCCAUAAUUCAUUGUUACCGGAAGUCCCAAUAACCGGAUGUUACCUAAAUAUGUCCGGUUUCUACUCUCUUUCUAACUUUACCAACAAAGAUGACAAUAACUUUACUGAGGGAUAUCAAACCACAUCUAGUUACAAUAUGUCUUCGACAGAUAUGGACACACCACAACAUGAUAUACCAGGAAUGUGGCUUUUUCGUGUAUCUUUUUUAUGGUAUCACUUGAUUGGAGUAUUAUCAACGCUGAUAAUAGGGUUACUGACAACGAUAGUUACAGGGGGAUUCUCCGAUAUCCCGGCCGAGCCUCGUUUCGUUCUCCCUUGUAUACGUAAGAUGAAUUGUUAUAAACAGCGAAUAAGAGUUAUUUCCCUUGUUCCAUAUGACAUGUAUUGCAUAAGUAAAACGACAGAGUAUAAGGUUAAAAUGACGUUUGUAGUCGAAAAUAAGCUAAUUUCAUAUUGA